GCUUUCGGUACGGUCUACUUUACUGGAGGACAGUGACGGAGGAGGUUGGAAUCCACCUCUAUGUGUCUUUUCGGACGGAACUACCCAGGUCAGAGCACUGAACCGUCCUGGAAAACGUAGCACUCUCCGAAUUUUUCCUGCCUCGACAAAUAAAUGCUCAGCAUAGGCAUCAGAGAAAUAAAACACGCGAAAAACAAGGAUCAUUUUGCAAACGGAAACAAAAGCGCAUUGGCCAUACAGAGCACGGAGCUUCUCAAUGCAUACCCUCUGUGCCCGAGGAACGAUGAAGCCAGAGAUAAGCGCCGCCGUCGGGUUUCUGUCGAGAUUCCUGCGGAUUAAAGGACAUAUGAACGACAGACAGCUCCAGACGUUCAACCAGACUCUACAGGACAUCCUGGCAGAGCAAUACAAGCACCACUGGUUCCCAGACCGUCCCAACAAAGGUUCUGGGUAUCGAUGCAUACGCAUCAACCACAAGAUGGACCCUCUGGUGGGACAGGCCGGCCAGCGCAUUGGCCUGAGCAUCCAGCAACUCUACCUGCUGCUUCCCAGUGAGCUGACAUUGUGGGUCGACCCAUUUGAAGUGUCCUACCGCAUCGGAGAGGACGGCUCGAUUUGUGUGCUCUAUGAGUCCCACCCCAGCACCAACGGAAACCCCAGCAUCACCACUGGAAACAGCAACCCCGCCUCUUCUGUCACCCAGGUAUCCCCGAUGGUGGACAGUCACAUCAGCUGCAAGGAGGAACUUCUGGUUAUGGGCCGCACCAGCUCCACCAAACCUUACCUGAUGACUGUGUCCAGCUAAAUUGGUCACAGAAGUCAUUUUUUAAAAAUAAAAAAGAGAAAGGAGGAGGAGGAGAAGAAGAAGAAAAAAAAACAGGAUGUGUCCUAUCAUCCAGGUGAUGGAAACCUCGUAGGUUUAAUUUUCACUCGUUUGGUUGUCUGUUCUGUUGUUGUGUUGGAUCUACCAGAGGCUUGACCCUGGGGCAGCUAAUGAAGACCUGAAACAUCGCCCGGCCCCCCAGCUCACAUAGACUUGCCUACUCCCGUGUCGGCGGUCCUUGGGGUGCUUUUUCCACCAUCUUCUGCCGAUGUUGACUUUGCACUUUCGCUUUCACUGUUUAUGUUAUUGCAUAAACGCAAACUCCCUCUAAAAUGUUAAGGAAUUAGUCAAAGAAUCCUGUUUUAUCAUUUCACCGUUCACUGUCGAGCUAAAAGCCCAGACACACCGGCAGCUGUGCCAGACCUGAGUAACCGCUUACAAGCCUCCUUUUUUCUUUCUAUUUUUUGGACCACAAAGCGGCACAUUUGUCACUCUUCUCAUUGUCUGGUAUGCAAUGGGCCUUAUUUUGAGCUUCAGGUCGACAUGAACCAGUUUCAAGCAGCCUCCGUCCUGUACACUGCCGCGGUGGAAUACCUGUGUCAUACUGUUACCUGCGCUAGCCGUUGAUGGCAUUGUGAUGCAAAGGUUCUCAUGCUUGUAGCUUUUUCUGGGGCUCCCUCCUGGACGAAUGUAAUUUCUAAUAAAAAAGAGAGAGAAAAAUCGAAUGCAGACUAAACAUUUGAAUUAUUUAAACCCCUCGUCAUACCAAAAUAAAAGAUGUAGCAAAGUUGUUGUUUUUUUUUACUUUGAGCAGAUGCGGUCUUUACUUUCUGCUUGAUUUAGAAAGGAUGUUGAAUGCACUUUGACAUUUUAGAUUGUGUGGGAUGACAUUUCGAUUUGACCCAGCUGCAGUCCAACACGUACCUUCUCAUUCAGUUGUGGUAAUUCGCUCUCUCUAUGUUUGCGCUCUGCACAAAGAAAUUAGUUCUCUAUCUGUAAGACUCAAUUUAAAGCCAUUAAAUGGCAAUAGACAACAGACCAGCAAGAAACGGCAUCAAAAAAAUGGACCAAUGUUGCCCAUCUUCUUGCAGAAUCGCAGGGCCAGUGAUGCUCGCUUAUUACAGAGGGUCUCCCGACGCACUUUCCAGCUUUCGUCACCGGUCUCAGUCUUAACUAGGAGUGCGCAGUCAAAACAUAUCACCUCCCUCUCUAAGCCUGUCAAAGGAGGGGGUAGGACCCUCACAUCAGGGCAGCUACAAUCCUCUCCGGCCCCCUUCUUGCAGUCUGCAGGAGAGUUUUUAUGCCAGCAUACAUACCGAGCGCACUCCAAAACCUACUGAGCCUUACGUACAGGGACGAGUUGGGACGGGAAGAGACAUAAGGUGUGCUCCUGGUUCUGGCCGAUUCUGUUUACAUUGGCACGAGGUGCGGAAAUAAGCUGAUUGCAGGCUUUGUGUGCCUGUAUGUGUGCAACGGACUGCUCUUGCCUUAGCCGCUAAACUGCAGAGACAAGGUGCUGAUAAUAAGUCCAAUGUGUGCUAAUACAUUCGACUCUAGAGGACCAUUGGUUACGGCGGGUUGUCGAUGCACUGCUGUCCCUUUAUGUUGUUUUGGCCUAUUUUAGAGAGUCGGAAAGGCGUUUUUAAAUUAAUUUGAAAUUUUAAGUACGGGUCGAACCUCGAAAUUUGGACUCAGUUUGCCAUCCCACCAUUCUGAAUGCUUUGAACUCUGAGAGGAAGCCCCCUUUGCCUGAUUGUUUUAAUAUUAAAGCUUUUUAACCUCAUUCUGGUGAUCGUAACCAAAUUGGAACAGACAAAUCGAGUGCUCUUUAGAUCUGCAGCUUUUAAACUACUAAAAACUACUUUACCCCCACCUCCACUGAAAUGACAUCAGCAAACCAUUUUCGUUCUCCGUUUCAGUUCGGUAAGCGUUUGCACACAAGUUUUAAGUAUCUUUGUGAGUCUGAACUCAAGUCUACUCUGAGGCAAGCGCACAUGAAAUGCACUAAUAGGUUAAACAUUGAAGUUAUGUGACUUUUUGAGACCGAACGUGUCUCGAUUUGGAAUGUAUUGCCAAGCUCAGUCCACAGACAUUCAUCAAAACUCUUAUGGAUGUGCAGGUUAAAAUGUGAAAAACAGAAGGGAAAGAUUUAGUUGGGAAUUUUGUCAGUCAUUUCAGAAGUGAUUCAUGUUAUUGCCACUUUCGCAUCUGAGGUGGUUCCAUAUUUCUAGAAUGUAUUGUUAUUGUACAACAUACGGUAGAGUAAGUACAUAACCAUACAUAUGGGAAGUGCCAAUAAUUGAUAUUUUGCUGUGUGUAGAUGUGUUCCUUUUUGUAUUUCAUAUUUUAACAUGAAUUACUCUUUCAUAAGUGAAGCCAAUUGUGUUAGGAAGUGUUGGAGAGGACCAAAGUUGUUUUGGUAAAAAAAAGAAAAUUACAUGUAUAUCAGUUUCCAUGCUCUGUGCUGAUAGAUUUUCCUUGUUUUUUCCUCCUCUUAUCUUUUCUUUCUUUCUUUCUUUUUUAAAUUAAGACAAAAAGAAAAAAUUCUGAGCAACCCAAGAUAAAGCUGUCUGUAUUAGGGGAAUUUUUUUUCUUUUUUAUUUUUUCGUCUGUACAAAUCUUGAGUUCGUUAUUUUUCCUCAUUCUUGGGUAUGUUGUGAUGAACUGCUGUAAAUUUGUACAGUUCAUGUAAAUUGAUUGUGUGGAAGUUGUACAGAUUUCUAUAUUUUGGAAGAAAAUUUUUUUUUUCUCUGUAAUAAAAGAUUUCCUAUCUUGGCAAUGGUU
Carassius gibelio (silver crucian carp) is the source of this 3607-nucleotide messenger RNA. RefSeq names its product protein BTG1. The transcript is spliced from 2 exons. The coding region runs from base 257 to 805 and encodes 182 amino acids. Gene Ontology annotation, cellular component: cytoplasm; nucleus. NCBI's taxonomy places the organism in Eukaryota, Metazoa, Chordata, Actinopteri, Cypriniformes, Cyprinidae. Gene Ontology annotation, biological process: negative regulation of mitotic cell cycle; negative regulation of cell population proliferation. The record is from RefSeq and is a predicted model, not a curated record.